Gastrolobium bilobum is the source of this 1643-nucleotide messenger RNA. Its product is annotated as protein MANNAN SYNTHESIS-RELATED 1-like. The record is from RefSeq and is a predicted model, not a curated record. NCBI's taxonomy places the organism in Eukaryota, Viridiplantae, Streptophyta, Magnoliopsida, Fabales, Fabaceae. The transcript is spliced from 6 exons. The coding region runs from base 154 to 1407 and encodes 417 amino acids.
UCAGUGUCCCACAUCUCCAUCUAUUGUUAAAAGCUUCUAUUUUUUCUGGGUCUUCAUUGCUCAAAUGCCUUGUUUUGCUUCUGUUCUACUUCAAGUUUAGUGCUUCUUCUAGAUUCUGAUCUUGCCUUCACCACUUUGAGUGAUACCAACAAAAUGGGAGUGGAUUUGAGGCAAGUGGUGGCUGGUGUGCUCACCCUCACUAUGUUCGUCAUGCUUAUACAUAUGAUCAAAAGGGACCAUUUUGAUUCGGUUCAAGAUAAACUUCCAGGAGCAACAGAGGAUUUCAGCUUUGAAAAUUCAAAGUUUGAUGCUACUCAUGUAAGAAAGAAUAUAGGGCUUUGGAAGGGAGAUGCUGAUCAGUUAAAUCCAUGUUGGGCUAAGCCAUCUGGAGAUGAUGGCGAGCAGACUGAGGGGUUUGUUACCUUUUCAUUAACCAAUGGCCCAGAGUAUCAUAUAUCUCAGAUAGCAGAUGCGGUGAUUGUUGCUAGAAAUCUUGGGGCAACACUUGUGAUCCCUGACAUCAGAGGAAGCCAACCUGGUGACAAAAGGAACUUUGAGGACAUUUAUGAUGUUGAUGUGUUCAUGAAAAGCAUGGAAGGAGUGGUCAGAGUGGUAAAGGAUCUUCCUGCUCGUAUAUCAACACAUAAAAUUGCUGCUGUGAAGGUCCCUAAUCGGGUUACUGAAGACUACAUAGCUAAACAUGUUGAACCAAUUUAUAGAACAAAGGGAAAUAUAAGGCUUGCAACUUACUUUCCUUCAAUUAACAUGAGAAAGGCUGGGAAAAAAGGUGACAGUGAUUCUAUAGCAUGCUUGGCAAUGUAUGGAAGUUUAGAGUUACAGCCAGAAAUGCGUGACCUUGUUAACUCCAUGGUCGAAAGACUUAGAACUUUAAGCCGAAACUCAGAUGGCCAAUUUAUAGCUGUGGAUUUGAGAGUUGAGAUGUUGAGUAAGAAGGGUUGCCAAGGAAGUGAUAGUGAUGGAGAGAAGAGCUGCUUCAAUGCACAAGAGAUUGCUGUGUUUUUGAGAAAGAUUGGUUAUGAAAAGGAUACCACAGUUUAUGUGACACAAUCAAGGUGGGAUAGCAGCCUUGAUUCUCUUAAGGAUUUGUUCCCUAAAACUUACACAAAGGAAGCCAUCAUGCCCGCAGAUAAGAAGAUGAAGUUCCUAGAUUCUCAAGAUUCUGAAAUGGAGAAAGUGAUUGACUUUUACAUUAGUUCUCAGAGUGAUGUUUUCGUACCAGCAAUUUCAGGUCUAUUGUAUGCGAAUGUAGCUGGUAAGAGAAUUGGUUCUGGUAAAACCCAGAUAUUGGUUCCUGCUCAUGUUCAAGGUUCAUCUGCUUCUGCCUCCAGUUUCUUGUCCCCUUACAUUUCCAAGAAAAAUCACUUUGCCUAUUCUUGUUACUGUUAGUUUGCAGUGAAGACAAUUUCAAGCAUCUAGUAGCAAAUGCUUUCCAGAGUGAAUUUCAGUGUGAAGGGCCUAAGGCUUUUUGUUUUUAAAUUUUUUUGAGUGUUCAAAAAAAGAAAAAAAAAAGGAGAGGCAAGUGUUCACUAGACUGAAAUUACUAUCAUGUAAUAUGUACUCAGGAUAUUCUGUGCACAUAUUUAGUUUGUAAAAUUAUGGUUGCUCCAUAAUUAUUCUUCAUA